Phlebotomus argentipes is the source of this 4991-nucleotide messenger RNA. RefSeq names its product ankyrin-3-like. Gene Ontology annotation, molecular function: protein binding. The transcript is spliced from 11 exons. The record is from RefSeq and is a predicted model, not a curated record. Bases 871 to 4524 code for a protein of 1217 amino acids. Lineage: Eukaryota; Metazoa; Arthropoda; Insecta; Diptera; Psychodidae.
ACUGAAAAGAGUGUAGAGAUGUUGUUUGUACAUAUGCGCGGUGAAACUACGCCUAUUCCAGUGCCCCGCCUGCUUUGGGCAGAGCUGUGACGUAAUCGCAAAUUGCUCUGUGCGUGAGACACUCUGUGCAAGCCCAUGAUAAGGGUGAAACUGUGCCGCGUCCACCUCUUUUGCCAGUGAGUCCUGAAAGCUCGAAGCUGCUGGAGUUUGCGGUGCGAUCUGUGGCCAGCGAGAUUCUCAAUCAAGUGGGAUUUUGGUCAGUGAAUUUUCUCGGUUCAGUGAGGAUUUUCGCGGAUGGUUGCUCUCAGAGUCACUCCCUCGGAAUUCUGGCGCCAAAGUUUGUGCGAUGGUGUUUUCCGUCACACUCUCCCCCGGACAAUUUGUCUGCUGUGCGUGGAAUGGGGCGCGCGCGACCGCGAGAGAAGACGGGACACAAUUCAUUUUGGGUGGCAAAGCGCUCACAUCAUCACUUGGAACAACAAAAGGCUGUGCAGAGAGUGCGAAAGAGAGACUCGCGCGGAGAGAAAAGAGUCUUCCGUGUCUCCCCCAAAGCAUGCUAAUGCAAGCACUGAAAACACCAAUAUAAUGCCCAGAGUGAGGCAAGAGUGAGCUCACUCAGUGUCCAAGAGUCGUCGACGAGUGUGGGUGGCACCGUUUCAUCAAUCUUCCUGGCCACUUUCUGUGACUCCCAAGAGUCUCGGUCCCCUGAGUGCUGGCUGGAAUCUUUGUGUCACAAUUUUCCCACAAUUGGGACGACUUCUUUCAUCUCGUCCGCGUCUGAAUUGCUGGUGAAGUGGCAGGAUUCGGAUGAGAGUUUGGGCAGUGAUUGUGAAGUAAUAUUUGGGUCAGGAAAGUGCAAGGAGGAGCGCAAUGGCUCAGUUCGUAACGCAUAUCCAGCCGACGCUGAUGGAGGCCUCCCAGGGGCACUCGCCCCAUCAUCACGGCCACCACGGGCAUCACGGCCAUGGCAUUCAGUCGCCGCCGUCGGUGAACAAUCACCACCAUCCGCCGAUGAAGCAGCAUUCCAAGCCGCAGCAUGGACACCACGAGACACACUCGCAUCGUCAUCACCACUUUUCUUCUGAUGGAAACACCUCAUUUCUUCGAGCGGCACGAGCCGGCAACCUUGAUAAGGUGCUCGAGCAUCUGAAGAACAACAUAGACAUCAAUACAUGCAAUGCUAAUGGCCUCAACGCCCUGCAUUUGGCAUCGAAGGAUGGACACGUGCACGUGGUGGCGGAGCUGCUGCGACGCGGCGCCACCGUGGAUAGCGCCACGAAGAAGGGCAACACGGCGCUGCACAUCGCUUCGCUCGCCGGCCAGGAGGAGGUGGUGAAGCUGCUGCUGCAGCACAGCGCCUCCGUGAAUGUGCAGUCGCAGAACGGCUUCACGCCGCUCUACAUGGCGGCGCAGGAGAACCACGACUCGGUGGUGAAGCUGCUGCUGUCCAACGGCGCCAACCAGAGCCUGGCCACGGAAGACGGCUUCACGCCACUGGCUGUGGCGAUGCAGCAGGGUCACGACAAGGUGGUGGCUGUGCUCCUGGAGAGCGACACGCGCGGGAAGGUGCGCUUGCCCGCGCUCCACAUUGCCGCCAAGAAGGAUGACGUGAAAGCUGCAACGCUUCUCCUUGAGAACGACCACAAUCCGGACGUGACUUCGAAGUCAGGCUUCACGCCGCUGCACAUCGCGUCGCACUACGGCAAUGAGGCGAUCGCCAAUCUGCUGAUCCAGAAGGGAGCGGACGUGAACUACGCCGCCAAGCACAACAUCAGCCCGCUGCACGUGGCCGCGAAGUGGGGCAAGACGAACAUGGUGUCGCUGCUGCUGGAGAAGGGCGCCAAUAUCGAGAGCAAGACCCGCGACGGGCUCACGCCUCUGCACUGUGCCGCGCGCUCGGGUCACGAGCAAGUGGUGGAUAUGCUGCUGGAGCGCGGCGCACCCAUCAGCGCCAAGACGAAGAACGGCCUGGCGCCGCUGCACAUGGCGGCGCAAGGCGAGCAUGUGGACGCUGCGCGCAUCCUGCUCUACCACCGUGCGCCCGUGGACGAGGUGACAGUGGACUAUCUCACGGCGCUGCACGUGGCCGCGCACUGCGGUCACGUGCGCGUGGCGAAACUGCUGCUUGACCGAAACGCCGACGCCAAUGCACGCGCUCUCAACGGCUUCACGCCGCUGCACAUUGCGUGCAAGAAGAACCGAAUCAAGGUGGUGGAGUUGCUGCUGAAGCACGGCGCCAGCAUCAGCGCGACCACGGAGAGCGGCCUCACGCCGCUGCACGUAGCCAGCUUCAUGGGCUGCAUGAACAUCGUUAUCUACUUGCUGCAGCACGACGCCAGUCCCGACGUUCCGACCGUUCGCGGCGAGACUCCGCUCCAUCUGGCAGCGAGAGCCAACCAGACUGACAUCAUCCGGAUCCUGCUGCGAAACGGCGCCCAAGUGGACGCGCGCGCUCGCGAGCAACAGACGCCGCUGCACAUCGCGUCGCGCCUCGGGAACGUGGACAUCGUGAUGCUGCUGCUGCAGCACGGCGCGCAGGUGGACGCCACGACGAAGGACAUGUACACGGCGCUGCACAUCGCGGCCAAGGAGGGCCAAGACGAGGUUGCAGCGGUGUUGAUUGAGAAUGGCGCUUCUCUCGAUUCUGCCACGAAGAAAGGCUUCACGCCGUUACAUCUCACGGCUAAGUACGGCAACAUCAAGGUUGCACAGCUGCUGCUGCAGAAGGACGCGCCUGUGGAUGCGCAGGGCAAGAAUGGAGUCACGCCGCUGCACGUGGCAAGUCACUAUGACCACCAGAACGUGGCUCUGCUGCUGCUUGAGAAGGGCGCCAGUCCACACGCCACGGCUAAGAAUGGCCACACGCCGCUUCACAUUGCUGCGCGCAAAAACCAGAUGGACAUCGCUACCACGCUGCUCGAGUACGGAGCCCAGGCGGACUCCGAGAGCAAGGCAGGCUUCACGCCGCUGCACCUGAGCGCCCAGGAAGGCCACGGUGACAUGUCGACUCUUCUGCUGGAGCACAAGGCGGAUGCCAAUCAUCAGGCGAAGAACGGCCUAACACCCAUGCAUCUCUGCGCCCAGGAAGACAAGGUGAACGUCGCCCAGAUCCUGCAGAAGGCCGGAGCGAAUACCAACGCCGUCACCAAGGCUGGUUACACGCCACUCCACGUGGCUUCGCACUUUGGCCAAGCCAAUAUGGUGCGAUUCCUGCUGCAGAAUGGCGGAGAAGUGGACUCGUCCACCCAAAUCGGCUACACGCCACUCCACCAGGCCUCGCAGCAAGGACACAUUCACAUUGUGACACUUCUGCUGGAGAACAACGCUGAUCCGAAUGCGGAAACCCAAACUGGCCAAACCCCUCUGCACAUUGCACGCAAGUUGGGAUACAUUAGUGUCCUGGACUCUCUCAAAGCGGUGACCGACGAAAAAGGCUCUCCUGAGCAGACAGUCGUCGAUGAGAAAUACCGCGUCGUGGCUCCGGAAGCGAUGCACGAGACAUUCAUGUCGGACUCUGAGGAGGAAGGAGGUGAGGACACAGUUCUGAGUGACCAGCCGUAUCGCUACUUGACCGUGGAUGAGAUGAAGUCUCUUGGCGACGAUUCGCUGCCGAUUGACGUGACUCGAGACGAGAGAAUUGAUUCUAACAAGAUGGUGCAGAGCACAGAAUCCGCACAGAUUCCGCCAACUGCUCUUGAGGACAGCAUCAGUCCUCAGCACGCCAACAACUUGGGCCGCAGCUACACGGACGGCGUAAAGUACAUCCCAGACAAUGUCAACAUCGAGAGACAUCCUCAGCACUUCGGAAAACUCCACUGGAAAAACUUCCUGGUGUCCUUCCUCGUGGAUGCGCGCGGAGGCGCAAUGAGAGGCUGUCGUCACAGUGGCGUGCGCAUCAUCGUGCCCGCGCAGUCGGCUGCGCAGCCCACGCGCAUCACUUGCCGCUACGUGAAGCCGCAGAGGACCAUGCAUCCGCCGCAGCUGAUGGAGGGCGAGGCGCUGGCCAGCCGCGUGCUAGAGUUGGGUCCGGUGGCAGCCAAAUUCCUCGGUCCGGUGAUCAUGGAGGUGCCGCAUUUUGCCUCAUUGCGCGGCAAGGAGCGCGAAAUUGUCAUCCUGCGCUCCGACAACGGCGAGACUUGGCGCGAACACACCGUGGAGAAUGCCGACGAGAUCAUCCAUGAUGUUCUCAAUGAGUGUUUCGAGCCGGAAGAUCUGAACCAGCUGGAUGACUUGGGUGGCGGCAGAGUGUGUCGCUUCGUGACGUACGACUUCCCACAGUACUUCGCUGUGGUGUCGCGCAUCCGCCAAGAGGUGCAUGCCAUCGGGCCGGAGGGCGGUAUGGUGUCCAGUACGGUGGUGCCGCAGGUGCAGGCCGUCUUCCCACAGGGUGCUCUGACCAAGAAGAUCAAAGUGGGACUGCAGGUAAAUCUCUUUAAGCCGCGAAAGGGCGUUGCGCCGGAGAAACUGCGCAAGAUUAGUGUGAAUCACGUGCCGAAAAAGAAGCGCUUCUCCCUUAUUUGGUAAAUGAAAUGCGCGCGCCCAAUGCCAAAGUCUCAGUCCAGUCUUCUCUUUGUAAUACUCUUAUACUUUUCCAAUGAAUAAUCCGUAUAUUUGAGAAUAUAAUCGAUACAAUGAAGAAUCAAACUGCCACGAAUACUUAACCAUUUCACGACGAUUUUAUGUUCUUCACAAUUGUAAGAAGAUUGCAAUUAAUUCAUGAUUAUUAAUAGGUUGAAUUCACUUUAAUGAUCAGAUUAAAUGGUUUCUCAGUAUUUUAAAGAGUCAACAGAUUAUUGUGCAAUAUGAAUUGUCAAUUUCACAAUCGACAGAAGGCUAAAAUCAUCGUGAAAAGGUUAAUUUUUCUUAUAUUAAUAUAUAAACCAAAUAGAAUUGAAUGAAUACUGUAAUCUUCAGAGUCAUAUUUAUAGAUUAGAUUUGAAAGAACAAUAUGAGGUGGUUUUAAGGCGAAACUCUUCUGUUGUGACUGGAAU